AUGAGCGCGGCCGGGUUGGUGUCUGCCACGCCGCCGGCCCCCGCUCCGCCUGGGGCGCCCGCCACCGCCAUGCCCCCCGGCCCCGAGUACUACGAGGAGGAGGAGCUGGAGAGCGCCGAGGAGGAGGACGGCGAGCGGAGCGCUCGGGCCCGCGACUCCGAUGAGGACACUGAGGAUGCCAGUGAAACUGACCUGGCAAAGCAUGAGGAAGAGGACUUUGUAGAAAUGAAAGAACAGAUGUAUCAGGACAAACUGGCAUCUCUUAAGAGGCAAUUACAACAAUUGCAGGAAGGUACUCUUCAGGAAUAUCAGAAAAGAAUGAAAAAGUUGGACCAGCAGUACAAAGAAAGGAUACGAAAUGCAGAACUGUUCCUCCAGCUGGAAACAGAUCAGGUGGAAAAAAAUUACGUCAAGGAAAAGAAGGCAGCAGCAAAGGAGUUUGAAGAUAAGAAAAUUGAGCUUAAGGAAAAUUUGAUUGCAGAGUUGGAAGAGAAAAAGAAGAUGAUUGAGAAUGAAAAGCUAACCAUGGAAUUAACAGGAGAUUCAAUGGAAGUGAAGCCUAUUAUGACAAGGAAACUGAGGCGACGACCAAAUGAUCCAGUUCCUAUCCCAGACAAGAGGAGGAAACCUGCCCCUGCUCAGCUAAAUUAUUUGUUGACUGAUGAGCAAAUAAUGGAGGACCUGAGAACGCUGAAUAAGCUUAAAUCACCCAAGAGACCAGCCUCUCCCUCCUCGCCCGAACACCUCCCAGCUACACCAGCAGAGUCUCCAGCGCAGCGGUUUGAAGCCCGGAUAGAAGACGGAAAACUCUACUAUGAUAAGAGAUGGUACCACAAGAGCCAGGCUAUUUACCUGGAGUCUAAAGAGAACACCAAGAUCAGCUGUGUGAUCAGUUCUGUGGGCGCCAACGAGAUCUGGGUGAGGAAAACCAGUGACAGCACAAAGAUGAGAAUCUAUCUGGGACAGCUGCAGCGAGGUGUUUUUGUGAUUCGUCGACGAUCAGCUGCAUGACUGCUCGGGACGUUGGACAAAAGGAGAUUAAUCUUGCCAGCUUUCAGCUGCAGCUGAGAGAUGCGUCUGUAAUACCUGGUAUACGACAUCAGCUUUAUUGGAUGAACUGUUUAAAGACUUGAGCACUGAGGCUUUUUUUAGGAAAGUGUGAACAGCUUAGAAACUGCUGAAAAUCCAGUUGAUUUUAAUGUAGUUAAGCAGUUACAUGUGGUUAAUCAGAAGCUUCUGUUUCUCUUCACAUUAAAAAACCCUCCAAUGAACAAGCAAAGAGUAUGUAUAUUUGCUGAAGUAGUUUCCCAAAAUAGGUGGAUGAGUACAAAGCAGAGGAUUAAUUGACUGGACUUCGCAGAUAGUGAGACUAUAUGAACUAUAUCUAUGAGUAUAACCACUCACACAUGUAGAGAGACGAAAGGCAAAUUUCACUUUCUGUACUGACGCUUAGAGUAGCAGGUCAUGCUGGAAUCCUGCUGACAGAAGGUACUGGAUCUGUUGUGUCUUCCAAAGAAGCCUGGUACAGAGUAGAAAGAAGCAUUGGCAUGCUUUUGGUGUAUAGCUGAAACCAUCAUUCCCUAAAAUGUCAUGCAAAGGUUUCCCUUUGAAGGGUAUUUUAAUUACUGGAGAUAACACUGGGUUUCUACACUUGCCCUCCAAUAGCACAAGUGAAAAUGCUCAAGUGAUGAUAUUAAUAUAGUCCCUUCCAAGAUGUUUAAAGAUCUGACUCUGGCAUUCCUUCAUUAUUCCCAGUCUCUUGCUGAUGGCUGAAACCACCAAUACCAUGUGUGACUGCGAUGGCAUGAACUACACAGUGCACUGGCAAUGCUGUCAGAUCUUUGCCUUGUGUGCAAAAGAACUUUGUGCUCCUUUUGAUUACUGGACAAAAAGUUGUAAUUUCUGCCUUUAUCAAUAUCUGUCACUUUGAGGCAUCUUUUGUUUUUGCUUUUGAACUGCCUUCUUGUUCAGCAUCAGUCUAGCCUUUCUUUCGUAUCUGGAUAAAUGGAGUAUUUUAAAUGACUGUUUCCAUUUCUUUUACUUACUGCAGUUUGGUGGCAGUCACAUCCCAAUAACUGAUGUGUGUAUGUGGAUCUGGAGUGGAGUGUUAUGGCUGAGUUUCUGAUGUGUUGCCUUUGUGGCUGGAACACCUUAUCUAUUUUUGCUGUGUUUAGAGUUUCAACUGGAUCUGGAGCUUUGGCGAGGAAAGGAGAGGGUGUCUGUUUCCCACCCCUUGAAAAUGUGCUAUCUUUGCUGCAGCGUUAGUCAGGUGGAAAGCAGCAGGCUGUAUUUUGUCAAGUUAACAGCAUACUUAAUAUAACUUAGCAUUCUCUGCAUGUGUGACAGGUUUUUAAUAAGGUGAUGAUGUACCAAACAGGAUUUGUCACUGAGCCUUAAAAUGAGCAUCAUAGUUCUUACAAUAAAAAGUGCUAAGUAAAUAGUAGGAUUUAUUUCCUACCUAUAUCGUUUUUAUCAAUAUAUGUGUUUGUGGAAAUAGCUGGAAACUUUGGUUCAGUUUUGGGGAGAUAUCUUGCGAACCUGCUAACAGCAGGUGAUCUCUCUGCUGCUGUGAUGUUAUCUGUUUUGGGGUAACUUUUAAAGGUAUUGGUAGAAGGGUGGAAGUGCAGCAGCUCUCUUGGAGCCAGGCAUGGUAUAGGUCCACAUUGUGUAAGCUUAAUUACAUAGCUUUGACACCACAUCUUAAUCUAAAUCAACAACAUCUGCUCAGCAUCCCUGUUCCUUGGCAGAAGGGGGGAAAGAAUAGCUGCUCUCGCAGCCAAAAGCCUGUCUUUCCAUCAGCUGUGGUCUUAUA
Gymnogyps californianus (California condor) is the source of this 2812-nucleotide messenger RNA. It is a transcript of the gene SUDS3, whose product is annotated as SDS3 homolog, SIN3A corepressor complex component. Lineage: Eukaryota; Metazoa; Chordata; Aves; Accipitriformes; Cathartidae. Gene Ontology annotation, molecular function: histone deacetylase binding. The transcript has 13 exons. Gene Ontology annotation, cellular component: Sin3-type complex. The record is from RefSeq and is a predicted model, not a curated record. Gene Ontology annotation, biological process: negative regulation of transcription by RNA polymerase II. The coding region runs from base 1 to 1011 and encodes 336 amino acids.